Molecule: messenger RNA, 1218 nt
Organism: Chironomus riparius
Lineage: Eukaryota; Metazoa; Arthropoda; Insecta; Diptera; Chironomidae
Source: the annotation of a GenBank genome assembly
AUGGGCAAGUUUAAUAAGAAAUUAAAUAAAAAGAACAAGCCAUUACAGCUGGAAAUUGUUCCAAAAGACAAGGAAGUGGAAGUGCAGUUACCAGAGUCAAGAAAAUCAGAUGCUGUAAUCCCAAAAAAGGAUAAAUGGAUCAACAGACAGCGAGUAUUGGUUCUUUGCGGACGUGGUAUUAAUCAUCGUGAUCGUCAUUUAAUGAAGGAUUUAAAGACAAUUAUGCCACAUCAUAGAGAUGAACCGAAAUUAGAGCGCUGGAAGACAUUGUCUAUUAUCAAUGAACUUGGUGAGAUGAAGCACUGCAAUAAGGCAAUGUAUUUCGAAGGACGUCACAAACAGGAUCUUUAUAUGUGGUUGUCAAGCAUUAAUGAUGGUCCAUCAGCAAAGUUUUUGGUCGAAAAUGUCAGUACAAUGGGUGAAUUAAAAUUGACAGGAAAUUGCUUGAAAGGAGCACGUCCGUUGCUGUCAUAUGAUGAAAAUUUCUCAAAAAUUCCUCAUCUUAUGCUUCUUCGUGAAUUGUUGACACAAAUUUUUGGUGUUCCAAAUCAUCACCCAAAAUCUCAGCCAUUUGUUGAUCGUGUCUAUACAUUUACAUUCUUGGAUAAUCGAAUUUGGUUCCGAAACUAUCAAAUUUUAGCUGAAGAUGGUGCAUUAUCAGAAAUCGGACCAAGAUUUGUUAUGAAUCCAGUUAAGAUCUUUGCUGAAUCAUUCACUGGCGAGCCUUUAUGGGAAAAUCCAGACUAUGUAUCUCCAGCAAAGCACCGUAAAAUGAUCAAAUUAUCGGCUAAAGAUAAAUAUGUCAAUAGAACAGAUUCAAAAUCACGUUAUGAUGCAACAAUGCCUACAGAAGCAUUUAAUAUCGAUAAAAUUGGACGUGAAGUUUUUGCUAAUGACGAUGAGGAGGAAGUAGCACGUAAGAUAAUUGAAAGAGAAGAAAAUAUGGAAGCAGAUGAGAGCGUAGACGAAGAAGAACUUCAAGCUAAACGCGAGAAAUCUGAUAUUGCAAGAGUUAAGAAAUUAAUUGAAAAAUUAAAACCUGGUGGAGAAGGCAAGAAGUUAGUAAAACCUAAAAAGCAAGCUGUAAAUCCAAUAUCUGGCAAGCUUCAACAACGAGGAAUAACUAAACGAUCCAAAAUGAUCCAGAAUAUUGCAAAAACAAAGAAACUUAGCACAAAGUUCAAGUCAAAAUCCAAGAAGAAGGCUUCUGCUGAGUAA